This is a messenger RNA of Nothobranchius furzeri (turquoise killifish), 9624 nucleotides long. RefSeq names its product metal transporter CNNM4. Lineage: Eukaryota; Metazoa; Chordata; Actinopteri; Cyprinodontiformes; Nothobranchiidae. The record is from RefSeq and is a predicted model, not a curated record. Gene Ontology annotation, cellular component: cytoplasm; plasma membrane. Gene Ontology annotation, biological process: magnesium ion homeostasis; intracellular manganese ion homeostasis; magnesium ion transport. Gene Ontology annotation, molecular function: sodium ion transmembrane transporter activity; magnesium ion transmembrane transporter activity.
AUGUGCUUUACGCAACAGCAGCUAGCUCCCAAUGUCUGAGGGUGAGAAGACCCGCUGGGUGCCGCAGUGUUCCCCGACCCAGUGGAGAAAGACGAGGAGAAGAUGGGCCUUCUACCUGUCGGUGUCCGGUCGGUGUGACCGGAGGUGUGUGACGGACUGCGCGGGGAGGGGGCGGACAUGAGUAAAUGACGUCAGCUCCCAAGUUGCAGAGCAGAGAAACAAACAUGGCGACAGAAUGGAGUGGGCAGCAGGGUUACAUUCUCACCGUCGUUAUCUGCCUGUGGAGCGCGGUCAGCGGCCGGACGGAGACCGCCACGGCGGGCCCGGGGAGCUCCGGGGUCCGCACCGGCAGCCAGGUCCUCGGCAUGCGGCUCGAGAGAAGCGACAAGCCGUCCAGCACCAAUGACGACGGUGUCAUCCAGGUGACCGAGGAGAGCACCGUUCAGCUCCGGUUCUACGGGGUGCAGCUCCACUCGGGUGCCUGGACUCAGAUCCGCUUCACGGAGCUGGCGGACGGCGGGGGGGACGAGGACGAGGAGGGUGAACCCCGGGAGGCGGUGGCGGCGGCCAGGGGCGGGACGGACAUCGCAGUGGUGGACUCACCGGACAGGACCUGUGUGGAGUUCACCAAGGAUAUCAGCAUCGGUCACUUCUUGAACGUCAGCAGCCGCGGCACGUCCGGGCUGCUCAGCGUGCACGUGAAGCCGCUGCGCAAGAGCGAGGCGUGGAAGGAGUAUGCCCUGUGCACGCCGAGUGAGGACGGGGCCCGGUGGGUGCUGCUGGGGGACAGCGACGGGAGGGUGAUGGUGAUGGAGGAGAAGAAGUCCCUGCUGCCCAUGUGGCUGCAGGCCAUCCUCAUCUCCUGCUUGCUGGUGCUUUCAGGGAUGUUCGGCGGCCUGAACCUGGGCCUCAUGGCGCUGGACCCCAUGGAGCUCCGGAUCGUCCAGAGCUGCGGUACCGAUAAGGAGAAGAAGUACGCCAGGAAGAUCGAGCCCAUCCGCAGCAAGGGGAACUACCUGCUGUGCUCCCUGCUGCUGGGGAACGUGCUGGUGAACACUACCCUCACCAUCCUCCUGGAUGACCUGAUCGGGUCUGGUCUGGGGGCGGUGGUGGCCUCCACCAUCGGCAUCGUCAUCUUCGGGGAGAUCGUCCCUCAGGCGCUGUGCUCCCGCCACGGACUGGCCGUGGGAGCCAACACCAUCCUGGUGACCAAGUUCUUCAUGCUCCUCACCUUCCCGCUGUCCUUCCCCAUCAGCAAGCUGCUGGAUGUCCUGCUGGGACAGGAGAUCGGAACCGUGUACAAUCGGGAGAAGCUGGUGGGGAUGCUGAAGGUGACGGAGCCCUACAACGACCUGGACAAGGAGGAGCUGAACAUGAUCCAGGGGGCCCUGGAGCUCAGGACCAAGACGGUGGAGGACGUGAUGACUCCACUGGCCAAUUGCUUCAUGAUCCACGCGGAUGCGGUUCUGGACUUCAACACCAUGUCGGAGAUAAUGGAGAGCGGGUACACGCGCAUCCCGGUGUACGACGAUGAGAGGUCCAACAUCGUGGACAUCCUGUACGUGAAGGACCUGGCGUUUGUGGAUCCGGACGACUGCACCAACCUGAAGACCAUCACCAAGUUCUACAACCACCCAGUCCACUUCGUGUUCCACGACACCAAGCUGGACGCCAUGCUGGAGGAGUUCAAGAAGGGUAAAUCCCACCUGGCCAUCGUUCAGAAGGUGAACAACGAGGGGGAAGGGGAUCCUUUCUACGAGGUGCUGGGUCUGGUCACCUUAGAGGACGUCAUUGAGGAGAUCAUCAAGUCCGAGAUCCUGGAUGAGUCCGACCUUUACACUGACAACAGAAACAAGAAGAAGGUGGAUCCCAACAAGAACAAACGAGACUUCUCAGCCUUCAAACAAGAAGGUGACAGUAAGGUGAAGAUCACUCCUCAGCUCAUGCUGGCAGCACAUCGCUUCCUGGCCACAGAGGUUAGCCUGUUCAGCCCGUUCCAGAUCACAGAAAAAGUCCUGUUGAGGAUCCUCAGACACCCGGACGUCAUCCAGGAGCUGAAGUUCAACGAAAAUGACAAGCGAUCACCUCAGCACUUCCUGUACCAGAAAGGCAAACCUGUCGACUACUUCGUACUCAUUCUGCAGGGAAGGGUGGAGGUGGAAGCUGGAAAUGAGAACAUGAAGUUUGAAACUGGCCCUUUUUCUUACUAUGGAGUCAUGGCUCUGAGCACGUCAUCACUGGCUGUUACCCCUCCUCCCUCCCCAUCCGUGGCCUCCCCCCCUCCACGCCGCCUCUCUCUUAAGAGGUUUUCUCUGUUCUCUCGUUUCCCAGAAUUCCGUUCCCCGUCACACGGGGGCAACCUCAAUCGCUCGGCCUCUCUGAGCUGCACAGAGCGCGCUCCAGAGGGCAGCUCCAUCAGUGGGAGCAACACUCAGAUCCCAGGAACCCCGUUCCAAUAUGUACCAGACUUCAGCGUCCGAGCACUCGCAGAUCUUCAGUUCGUUAAGGUCACGAGAGCUCAUUACCAAAACGCUGUCCUGGCGUCUCGGCUGGAUAGCACGCCUCAGUCUCCUGAAGGCAGCCAUGCUCACCUGGACAUAUCUGUGUCUUUGCCUCCUGUGACACCACCAGGGACACACACCCCACCUCUGCUGGCCACGCCUCCUGUAAAACACACAUCACCCAACACUCAGUCGACCCCCCAGGGCAGCCGUGCCACCUUCUUCAUCAGUUCCUCCAUCUCCAGCCGCAGGCCGAGUCAACCUCUACCCCAACCCAUCGCCCCUCCCAACAGUCACUCCUCUCUCUCCCAAACAUCUCCCUCCUCUGUGAGCAUGGUGCCCUGCCCCAUAAACCCACCGGUGAUGACCUCUCUGUCCUCCAAGUCCCAGCCGUCCCCUCCCUCUGACAGUCCAGAGAACGGUCACGAGGAGACCACCACUCUGCUCAGUGAGCAGGAGCAGCAGCAGAACUGCGUGGGCCCCCGUCGGUCCAUCCACGCCCAACCCCUUCCACAUGUCCACUCUGUCAGUCACGCACACACUGAGAGCACCAUCUAAUCCCCACUAGAACCACAACCUAGUCACUCAGGCAAUAUGUCUGAUUCUUGUGUCCCAAGCCUUCCUGGGAAUGGAACAUCUGGGAACAUCUCCCAGACUUCAGAGAUCCUCCAUCAUCCUCCCUGCCUGUUCCUCUCCCAGCACUGACUAAAGACCAAACAGCAACAGGAAACACUAGUGAGCAUGUAGAUGGUCAAGGAUGUGUCUUCUUAAGUACAUAGUCAACCCACUGGAGUUAGUUUUACCUGCACAGGUGAGAGGAAGAGUGAAGGUGAAUGGAAUCAAAAGUGUUGCUGCUCAAAAUUUGGGAGUACAACAUUUAGACAAAAAGAAACAACUAAGCCAAAAAGUUAUUUUAACAACAUUAAUAUAAACUUCCAUUAGAAGUGAUUGCCCAGACCACAGAAAGAGAGCCAUCAGUGCAGCAGGUUGCUCCUCUUCUCCUGCCUUCUCCCUGGGAUCACAUGUACCACUGACCUGGAGCAGAGAGUAAAUAUUCCUGUAGAUCCAUUUUAGGUCGUCCCAAGAGAAAACGCAGUCCUGAGAGAAUAAUGUUUAAAGGGCAGGUUCACCAAAAAAUAGAUCAUUUUUAUUUCUUAUUUUUGAAAACGAUCAGUCGUUCUGAGUUUAACAUGCAGACUAAACAUGAAAACAGCUACUUUUCCCCCAGAAUAGAAAGUAUUCAUUCUCACUCAUCAGACCUAAACAUACCAUAGAAUAAUAAUGAAACUGAUUUAUGCAUUUUAAACUUCCAGAUUUUCCAGGUUUUGAGCAACACAAGAUUCCAUUUACCUCCCAUCACUCCAUUUAGCCAAAACCAUCUGGUUUAUUUAUUUAUUUAUUUUUAGAAAUCGUCGCAAGUCAAACGACAUCUUGUGGCACAGCUUGUUGUUCACUUACAUGUUUUCAGUUUGUCACUAUUUUGAUGUUUCUUUUUCACCCAAAGAUUUUAAACUUUCCAAAGUUAACCAGGAUGCUUUUAUUUACAGGGUUUCGGGUUCAUCGCUUGUUGCCUGUUGGACUAGAUUAGAUUCUGUAAAACUGAGGUUUCUGAGUCGAGAACAAAUAUCAGUUUAACUACCAGCAAAGGGACCAGAUUCACUGUAAGAGAAGGACUCAGCUAGCCUGGCAAGCCAGACUAAAUAAAUGUAUUAUUUAAUAAUACAUUUAUUUAGUCUGGCCAUGCUCCAUUGACGGCUCUCGGUUGUGGGGCGGGUUCUACCGUUGUCUUUCAAAUGAUCUCCGCAUUCCACUGGAGAAUGAAUGUGACAUACUCUUGUUUCACUCUGUUGCAUCAUCCCACCCACCAGGCAUAUAGAGUGCCCUGAUUGGCCCACAAAGCGGAUAAAGCUCUGUGAUUUGUUCACCAAGCAGAUAGAGCACUAUGAUUGGCCCACCAUUAUGGACCAAUCACAACUCUUUAUGUGUUUGAAACCCCUCUAGAGAGCUGUGAUUGGCUAGCCAGAGUCCUGGUAGGAGCUGCGGAGGUUCCAAUGGAGCAUGCCUAGACCAAACUUUGCAAAGCAAGAAUUUGGUCUAGUUCACUAGGCUAGGACUCAGCAGCAUGAUGCACCACUACUGUUCACCUAUGUGAGGUCAUUCAGCUGCAGACACUUCAGGGAACCACUGGCUUUUUAAUCACGUCUCUUGUUAUGUCAGAAAAUUCAACCAGGGGUCCUGUUUUUAAUCAGAUCAGUCAAACAAGUUCAAACAAUAACAAGGUAGGAGGCUCUUUUCUUUAAUUCUUUAAACUGUCAUUCCUACCCUCCUGCAUGUCAGCAGACUUGUUUCUACAGGUCAGUCCAUCUACUGGUCCCUGUACCUUUACUUUGUGAGGUAUGUUUACAGUAUGGGGCUGAGCAUGCAUUCUUGUCGGAUGCCAGUGUUGUGAAUAAUUGCAGAUAAUGUUGAUAAAACUUCUAAAACUCAGCUGCCAAGGCAUUUUUGCCCCAACAGUAGCAGAUCAAAGUAUGCAGUGUAAUUGUAUUGAAAAGCAGACCCAGACUGGUUUUCCUUUAGUCAUACUGGUGCACUCUUCAUCUAGGCCAAAACCAGACAUUCAAAAGAAAUCCUGUACUAAAUGGGAGCAUGACGGUAAAAGCUCAAGAUAGCUGUCUGCAGUGUUAUUUUGCCACCUUGUUAACAUUUUACUUUAAAAUGAAAGCAAAUCUUUGAGUUUUACAUUUUAAAACUAAGGAAAAUCUAUUUUUAAAAUUGAUCAAGCACAAAAUUGAUGGCAUAUUUAAAUCCAGCUGUACAUAUAAAUGUUUUCAGAUUUCAGUUUAUUACUUGAGAUUUUUUUUUAAAUCCAUUUCCAGAGUUUGCUUGAGUCUCCUUCCUUGCAGUGGUUCCCUGAAAGCUGCAGCCCGCAAUACAAGAAUAAGCUAUAAAAGCGUAUCUGUAUCAGAGGAGUUACCAUGUAAAACUGUUUCAGCAGGAAUCUGACAGUUCUGGCUUACCUCCUGAAGGCAAUAUGUUUUAUUUUAUUUUUAAGAGAGACAUGUAAAUAUUUAGUCUGUGUAAAGUAAUAAUUUAUGCAUGUUAGUUUUAUUUUUUAUUUAAAGUUAUUUUUUUUCUAUUUUGAGCUGACGAACAAGCCGUUUGUUGUACGUCUUCCAAACACCGAGCAUUUCUUCUGAGUUUCCCUCACUGUGAAACGUUUACGGCAGCUUCAGUUCCUUCUUAAAGUCAUGCAGCAUCCAGAGAGCUGCAGAGGACCAGACCGGGUCCCCGGCCUGUUCUGGUGCAGCGGUGUGUUAAAUUACACCGGGUCAUUUAAAAAAAAAAUUAUUUCCACUGAGUUAGCUUUGGUUGAAGCUUGUUUAAUUAUCAACACAAAGACUAAGUACAAGAGAGGUGUUUACAGCUGAAUGUUGUGUUUGCUGCAUUUGGAUCAGAAACAUUCAGGGUUAACCAGGAAGUUGAUUAAAUGUUCCUUUUUCAUGAUUCUACUAUUUGACGCAGUUUGCUGUUAGGAACACAGCUGUGAUGCUCUGUUCUGCUGAAGCGCACAAACAAAACAGCUGUUUAAAACAAGUUGGCAGCUGGAUGCCUUUAGUCUAUGACGGUUGUUUAUAAGCUGCUGUUUGUUUCGUAUUUUCAUUAUUAUUCAUCCGCUCGGCAGAGUUAUUUAUUUAUAAUGAAUAAAUAACUCUGCUCUCUUUCUAAAUCUGAACUUUUCAUGUAUGUUCAUUAUAAAACGUUGGUUUGAAAGUUAUUUGGGAUUUUAUUCUCAUGUUUGCACUGAGGAGGUACAAGAUCAAAUCUGUUCUGUCUGCUGUGUAAUGUAUCAGCACUACGGCAACAAAUUUGGGUCAAGACCGACUGGAACAUUGGUUGGACCGGUUUUGUCGGAUGAUGGCAAACAGACUUGGUCCAGUGGGAUUGUUUUGUUGUGCCCAGGCCCGUCUUGAGACAAAGCCAGGUUCAAGGCAAACGGAGGGAACAAAAGCUACUAACAUUGAAUCUGGUUAACAGUACUGAGAAUCGUAAUCUUUUUGGAAUUAUUUGAAAAUGCAGGGAAAAAUUCCCCUGAACGUUUGGCCUGAUAAUACAAACAUGGGGUGGGGGGGCAAAGCCACGAGUCAGAUCUCACUUUGCUGCAGGUGUUGGAGACUAAAUAGUAAAAAACGCACCCGUUUUCAGUUGAAAUGAUGCUGAACUGGUUACUUAAAUAUUUCUGCUUGUGUCCAAACAAAUAAAUUGCAACACUCUAGUGACAUUAGUGAAAAUGUCCGGCAGGUUUUCAUGGUGCAGUUUAUUCAAAGUGUGUAAAUCUGUCAUCAUCUGUUUACCGUUCAUCCGUACUGUUGCCAGAUUCUCUGUUUUCAUCUCCAACAUGGGUUCAUGUUGCAUUUAAAUGAUUCCAGACACAUGCUUUGACUCUGGGGCUUUUUAAAGGAAAUUAUUUUGAACAAGUUCACUAUUCCCCAUGAAGAACAUUUUUUGAGCCCUCGCUAAUGUUUCGAGACAUUUCAGGUUAUGUCAUAAUUGUUUUUUCUACAUGUAUGAAACUGUUUAACUGUAAAGAUGAAGUUAUUUUUGUUGAAAAUGCUCAGAGAUAUUUAUUUGAAAAGGUACCACUGUAUAAGCUAGCACUGAUGUGAAAAAACACUUGAGACGUGCAGGUUUCAUAAAAAAAUAUCAAAGUGAUUAGUCCAAAGGAAUUAGACGUUUUGUGGGAUUGAAUCCAAAGUUCUGGAAUACAAAUCCUGCUUCAGCACACAAACGGUUCUAGAUUCACUGUGGUUAUUCUGACAGAAUUUAUUUUUUUAUUAUGCUGGGUUAAAACAAAUCCCAGCAUUUAAACGUGCUGGAGUACAGGUGACGUAUACUCAAAGACAGAUUAUAUGAUAUUAUGUGUACUUUAAAAAUCUUAACUGAGGAGUGUAACUGUACAGGAAACUACUUAUAACUGUUAAUGCCACUCAAGUUUUGCUAACUGUAUUAUUAAAACAACGGUUUUAUUUUCCCCUUAUAUUAAGAUGAUUGUGUAAUGAGAAGUGAUGCUACGGCAGUUUGAGUCAAAUCUGGAGAUGAAUGAUCUGGUAGCUCUAAACGUAUCGUAAAUCGCUCCGCUACUGUGCUUUAGCUCUAGAUCUGUAAAACAGUCUAAUUUCAUUCAUUUUCCAGUUUGCGGAUGUCGAUUAGCCGUGGUGAAGUUAGUCAGCUGUAGAGGUAAAGGUUUGAUUUCAGGGAGGGGGUUUGCUGGCUUCUCUAAACAUUCACUUUGGCAGCAGGCGGUAAACACUUUCCUGGCGCAUGAGUUAAACUCGUCAGAUUUUACUGGUCUGAUGUUCAUCAGGACGUGCUCAGUCAGAGCUGCAGUCUUCCUCUGUUGUUAUGAAAUUGAAAUGGGAACCAGUCAGCCUUCUGUGUGAAAAUUUAUUUAGUAAAAUAAUUAAAUUCCCCUCGCGGUGAUUUAAAAAUAUGUAUCAUCCAUUAUCAGGUCAUUUUGUGGUUAAACGAUUUGACCCAACAGACCAAACCUGCAUGAAGAUGUUCCAGCAGAUAAACUCAAUCCUCUGACAUAGUCGUAUACAUGCUGCAGAUCAAACGAGUCAAAACAAGUCUCUUGUGCAAUAAGGCAGGAACCACGUUUCUGUAAUUCCAAGAAUUCAGACAUUCUGGUUGAAAGCAAUCCAAACCAGAGAUGAGUUUUUACAACUUUUUCCAGAAUAGAAAUGCAGUUCAGGCCCAGAUUGCAGUUUCAGAGUAAGUAUUGUGUACUAUUACACUCCUCUUUUUCCUCGUUACGUCAAACGUGUGCUGAAACUAUUUCUGUUUUCAUUGCCACAAGCUAACGCUGUAGUCCGAUAGGAAUAACUGGCAUGAGGGGGACAACGAGUGCUUUUUGUUCCUCCAGGAACUUCCCGAAUGUUAAAUCUGGCAACGGGAAAGAACAGACUUCAGCAAUCUCCUGACUUGAAGCUGAAAACCUGGGUGUGAAAUAUUAGCCUUAUGUUUUUUUUUUAUAUAUUCAGACCUGCCUGUUGGUUUAUAGGUUUCAUGUAGCAACUGGAAGCACUGGUUUAUAGAGGAAUCACUGGUUGUGUGAAUGUGGAGAUGUUCCUAGUGAAGAUGCAUUUACAUUUGUACACAUUUUAUUUAUUUAUUUAUUUGUGAGUAAGAAUAUGUGAAACGGGCUUCCAGCUGUGACCUGCAGCACUUAAUGGGUUCAUUUGUCCACAGAAUCCAUGUUCAGGUUCCUGAUUUGUGUUUGUGCUACACGACUGUAAAUACUCUGUAUAUUUAUGCUAAUGGACAUCUAGAAAUGACAGAUCUAUUUAUAACGAGAUGAACUUUUAGUUUACUUGUCUGAAGGCAUUGCAAUAAAAUAGCACAAAACUGACCUCAGUUAAAGAUUACGAUUUUUAAAAGGGACAAAGUCACUUAGAUGUCCUCUCCUAUAUUUCCCCCUCUCGUGCUGCCUGAUCCCGUUUACUCCUAGCCCUAAUCUCAACUCCUCUCCCACUGUGUGAAGUAUUGAAAUUCCUCUGGCUUUGGCUUAGAGACGUUUAUUGUUCCGAUCCGAGCUUAUCAGCAACUUCUGCCUGUUGGUUUUAGUCCUGCAACGGAGUGAUGAUUAGACUUCUAUGAAGGUUAAAUAUUUUCUAGUGAAACACGAGUUUUCCACACUGAGUCAACCUCUGAUGGGUUAUUGGAAGUGUUUGAAGAUGAACUCAAGAGGAGCAAAGCAGAAGAAACAGGGGAAGGUAGUUAAAUUAUUAUCUGUAUAUAAAAUGUAAAUAGGUUGCAGUUUCUUUGCACAAGGAGAAAGCAGACAGGGUUUGUGUUUCUUAAGUCAAGGACCUAAAAUAAGAUGAAAGAAAUCCUCUGACUUCAGGCCUUGAAUCUAUUUUUCUUUAGAGUAUUUAACAAUAAUUCAGACAUAGAUGAACAUGUUUGGCUUUUUUUUUCCUGGAAGCCGUUUAGAUGGAAGAAUUUUGACUCCAAGCAUGGAUGAUGUAAGUGAAAGUCUGUAAAUACUGUUUUAUAUUUCCUGUAAGGCAUUUGAGGAGAUCGAUGAGGUUAAUAAACCUGAGGUAUAUUUCUCUACAGAAAA